UUAUAAUCUCUGGGGUGAAAAAACAAUGUUUUUGCAGAAAGAGAUGAGACCCUGCAGGAUCACUCAAUUUUAUUCCCAAAAGCGAACAACAAAAAUGUGAUAAGGUGCCAGCAAGACAUUCAAGAAGCAGAAAAGCAAACACCCAGAAUUCUCCAUUCUUGCUUCUUUCAACUGAUGUUGAUACCUUAGAAUAGAACCCUUGAACAGAAGGGCAUAGAAAGAGGUUAGCAUCCUAUCGAUGAACACAAGGCAUUGUGGUUGAUAAAGACAAAUUCAUUGUGGUUUUUUGUUGGGAUUUUAUAAUAGUUUUAGCAAAAGGCAAAGUGGGUAUUGCUUCAAUGUGGAUACGCUUUAGUGGACAUAUUACAUCGUUUACUAGUAUAAACUAGGCCAAGGUAAAACGAGAAAAACAUAAAUAAAGACAAAAUCUUGAGGUUGCUCAGAGCACUGAGGCUUGUUUCAUCAGCAUGUCUGUUGCUGUUGUGUGGGUUGUUUCUCCCGCGUCUGAGGUUGGGUCCGGGUUUUUGGAUUCAGUAAGGGAUGGGAAUAAUCGUGUUCUGGCUUGGGAUAGGAGUUUGGUGUGCAAUGACAGGGUUAAGUUGGGUGGGAAACGGAGGUGGAAUUCGAGCUCUCUCAAUGCAGAUUUGAAGUAUUCUUGUUCACGAGGAUCGGGAUUAGAGAAUGGGGGAAGAUUCUCGAUUCUUGCUAGUGCAGUGGCUACUACUCCCGCUGGGGAAAUGAAGAUGACGACCUCCGAGCAAAAGGUCUAUGAUGUGGUCUUGAAGCAGGCGGCGAUGGUGGAUAGAAAGUUCAGAUCUAGUGAAAAACCGGAGGUGAAGACCGACAUGAUUCUUCCCCGAGACUUGGGCGUGUUGAGUGAAGCAUAUGAUCGGUGUGGUGAAGUCUGUGCAGAGUAUGCAAAGACGUUUUAUUUGGGGACCAUGCUAAUGACACCCGAGAGGAGAAGAGCUAUCUGGGCAAUAUAUGUAUGGUGUAGGAGAACGGAUGAGCUUGUUGACGGUCCUAAUGCAUCGCAUAUAACCCCGAAAGCUUUGGAUAGGUGGGAGGCUAGGCUGGACGACAUUUUUGGAGGGCGUCCGUUUGAUAUGCUUGAUGCUGCAGUAUCCUAUACGGUUUCCAAGUUUCCAGUUGAUAUUCAGCCAUUCAGAGAUAUGAUUGAAGGGAUGCGGAUGGACCUUUGGAAGUCGAGAUACAAGAAUUUCGACGAGCUGUAUCUCUACUGCUACUAUGUUGCUGGAACUGUCGGUCUGAUGAGCGUCCCGGUUAUGGGCAUUGCACCCGACUCGAAGGCCACCACCGAGAGUGUCUACAACGCUGCUUUGGCGUUAGGCAUCGCGAAUCAACUUACCAACAUUCUCAGAGAUGUGGGAGAGGAUGCGAGACGAGGAAGGGUGUAUUUACCCCAAGACGAGCUAGCUCAGGCGGGGCUAUCUGACGAGGACAUAUUUGCAGGAAGAGUAACAGACAAGUGGAGGAACUUCAUGAAGAAACAGAUCCUGAGGGCAAGGAAAUUCUUCGAUGAAGCAGAACGAGGAGUAACCGAGCUCAGCUCCGCCAGCAGAUGGCCCGUGUGGGCAUCACUGCUGCUGUAUCGCAAGAUCCUCGAUGAGAUCGAAUCCAAUGACUACAACAACUUUACGAGGAGAGCAUAUGUGAGCAAGCCAAAGAAGUUGCUUAUGUUGCCUGUUGCAUAUGCAAAAUCUAUGGUUCCAGCAAGCUUGAACUGAACAUCAAUGGGGGCUCGGGAUCCAGAAACUGAUGCAUAGUACAGUACAGGAAGCAGAUGUUUGUAUACUAUACAGAUUACUGAAAUUUCAGUGUAAAAUCAAAGGUAUAUUGUAUGUAUAUUCAUUAUUCAGUAUACCAACUUCAUGUACUGUGAAUA
Ipomoea nil (Japanese morning glory) is the source of this 1906-nucleotide messenger RNA. Its product is annotated as phytoene synthase 2, chloroplastic-like. The transcript is spliced from 7 exons. NCBI's taxonomy places the organism in Eukaryota, Viridiplantae, Streptophyta, Magnoliopsida, Solanales, Convolvulaceae. Bases 468 to 1748 code for a protein of 426 amino acids. Gene Ontology annotation, molecular function: geranylgeranyl diphosphate synthase activity. The record is from RefSeq and is a predicted model, not a curated record. Gene Ontology annotation, biological process: carotenoid biosynthetic process.